UGGCUGAUCACAGCUGACCACCAACACCAACACUGACCACCAACCAGCUCACAGCAAUUACCUCAGAACCAUCGCAUACAAUCAGGAAACGAACAAGAUGACGAAUCUCAGCACACUCAAGAUAUUCAUCAGUCUGGUAUUCUCACUAGCACUCAACCUAGCCAUCCAACCUUCAUCAACAUCGACCGUCCAAGGCCUGGGAUGGAAGAAGUCCAAGGAUAACUUAUUCCAAUCCGACUCACUCUCCGAGAUCUCGAAGCAUUUCAUGAAGAACCUCAACUCAGAUGACAGUCCUUCGACCCAGACAGUACUCACCUUCGACGAUUGCGGUCAAGCCUCUGAUGCCGUAACGAUUGAGAGCUUCGAGGUAGACCCUAACCCUCCCGAACCAGGUCAAAAACUCACCAUUCGUGCCUCCGGUACCGUCCACGAAUUAAUCAAGGAAGGCGCCUAUGCAGAUGUCGUAGUCAAACUUGGAGCGUACAUCAAGCUAAUCCAGAAGCGAUUUGAUAUCUGUGAAGAACUAUCAAAAGCGAAUGCAACGCUCCAAUGUCCCAUCGAACCAGGUCAUUACGAGAUUGUCCAGGAAGUCGAACUACCCAAGCAGAUCCCCCAUGCCAAAUACAAGGUCGAGGCGCGUGCUUUCACUCAAGACGAUGAGGACAUGGCCUGUGCAGACGUCGUACUCGAUUUCUUGAAGUCUUGAGACCAUCCCCUCUGUUCGCCCCCAAACGAGUUUCCCCUGUUUUUUCUCAAGCUCUGUUAGCUCACAAGCAACAUCUUUCCCUCAACUCAUCAAGCACGUCUUUCUUAUGCUCCUUUCUCUUGCUUCCCUUCACAAUGGCCUCUUUUUUUAAAGUCACCCGUUUUUACCCUUUUCCAACACACUAUUCUUCAUCUUUUCCGUUCUCAGGGGUUUCAAAUGAUCUUCAUACCAAUUCACAUAACCAGUAAUGCAUCAAAAAAAAGACAAGCCGGCACCUCACAAUCUUUCUUGUUCUUGUUUUUGUUGUUGUUUUGUUGUUGUUGUUCUUCUUCUUCUUCUGAUUGCUCAUGUUGCUCCAACUCGAUUGAUAUGUACACAAGUCUCAUUCAUAACCUAUUUCUUCUAGCUUGCUAAUGUAAUCCGUUUGCCAAUCAUUCUAUUGACUCCAUGUGCUUUUGGUCUCACCCUGAAGGUUAUACAAAUGAUAGUCCUACUGGAGGUAGAUACCCA
This is a messenger RNA of Puccinia graminis f. sp. tritici CRL 75-36-700-3, 1216 nucleotides long. RefSeq lists its product as uncharacterized. The record is from RefSeq and is a predicted model, not a curated record. Gene Ontology annotation, molecular function: sterol binding. Gene Ontology annotation, biological process: intracellular sterol transport. The coding region runs from base 98 to 706 and encodes 202 amino acids. The transcript is spliced from 4 exons. NCBI's taxonomy places the organism in Eukaryota, Fungi, Basidiomycota, Pucciniomycetes, Pucciniales, Pucciniaceae.